CAGCAGCCACCCCCGAUACUUCUAGUGUGUAUUUUAUAUUUACAUAAAAAAUGGAACGUUUUACACGUGUUGUGGGCAAGCUGCCCGAAGAAUCGCUGUCGUUCACCAACUGUGCCUACGUAAACGCUGAGCUUUACAAUAAGCUGAAAACGCACUCAUUUAUGGCAUACGGUACAGUAAACACAAUCAUCUUCUGCUUCAGGCAUCAUCCAGCAUGCGGAGCCAAUGAUAUACUGCUCAACAGCUGCGCACGUCAGCUAAUAGCGGUAUCAAUAGGAGAAUCAGUAGAAAUCAAACCUGUGCCUGACGGUGGUAGAAAGAGCCUCUUCGGAAGUCAAACUGAAGCGCCAUUCUCACCAGCAGGGCGUAUUGUAUUCGAAGUCUCGUUCUUUCGAGCUUCACAAAAAGCGCAACAACAUGCUAUUAAUUUUGACCACCUAGAGGUAGGAGUACGAGAAGCACUGUUGAACCACGUACUACACCUCACACAAUGCGUGCCUAUGAUGCAGGGAGGUUUAACCCUGCGAUUGAGGGUAACGAACAUAUCACCCGUAAGCGUAGGUCAACUGUCGGAGUCACCAGACAUGCUUAUGCGUGGAUGUUUACAGGAAAACACAAAACUAGAUUUCAACUACGUCUCACCAGAUGGAAAGCAGCAUGCUAUACCUUCAAGAGAUGCAGGAAUACUCAAGCCAAACUUCAACUUCGAGGAAAUGGGUAUAGGAGGCCUGGAUAAUGAAUUCGCAGAUAUAUUCAGAAGGGCGUUCGCAUCCCGUAUCUACCCACCAGAGUUGCUUAAGCAACUGGGAAUAUCGCACGUAAAAGGAAUGCUGCUAUACGGACCGCCGGGUACCGGUAAAACACUUAUAGCAAGGCAAUUGUCAAAGGCAUUGAAUUGCCAUAAACCUAAAAUAGUUAACGGACCUGAAGUAAUGAGCAGAUUCUUCGGACAGUCAGAAGAAAACAUACGUAAUCUCUUUAAAGAUGCCGAAGAAGAAUAUCAAAGAGCAGGAGAUAGAUCGAGUCUACAUAUCAUCAUAUUUGAUGAAAUAGACUCUAUAUGCCAAAGACGUGGUACUGAUACCUCAGGCACUGGAGCACGGGACAGUAUAGUAAACCAACUACUCUCAAAAAUAGAUGGAAUAGAUGCAUUAAAUAACAUACUACUCAUCGGAAUGACUAACCGUAUUGAUAUGAUAGAUGAAGCUUUACUGAGGCCGGGACGCUUUGAAGUGCAUAUAGAAGUGGGUCUACCAGAUAAAAAUGGAAGGUCACAAAUAUUGAAGAUACAUACACGAGUAAUGCGGGAGUCUAAACGACUAGCAGAUGAUGUAAACCUAGAUGAAAUAUGCGCAUUGACCAAGAAUUACUCAGGAGCUGAGCUAGAAGGCAUGGUAAAGUGCGCUGUAUCCUAUGCAAUACAAAGACAUGUGGAUGGUAGCGAUAUAACAAAACCUAAAGAUAUGGACAAGAUUAUAGUCACACACGCAGAUUUUCUAAUGGCACUCAACGAAGUGAAACCAGCAUACGGUGUGGAUUCAUCUAAUCUUACAGGAUUUACCAGACACGGGAUUGUACCAUUUGGACAUAAGUUCCACCAAGUGCUGGAAACAUGCACAAUAUUGGCAGCACAAGUACAAAAGUCAGAAAAGACGCCUGUACUAUCAGUACUGUUGCACGGACCAGUAGGAUGCGGCAAGUCAGCAUUAGCAGCGCACGUGGCGUCCAUCACUAACUUCCCAUUCGUCAAAGUGGUGUCACCUGAAAACUAUAUUGGACUAUCGGAACUGUCCAGGGUCAACGCCAUCCACAAAGCCUUUGAUGAUGCGCAUAAAACGCCGCAGUCAUUAAUUAUACUAGAUGAUAUCGAAAGGCUGAUCGACUACUCACCAAUAGGACCACGAUUCAGCAAUACCAUACUACAGUGCCUGCUCAUAUUGGUAAAAAAGUCACCCAAACACGGUAGACGCAUAUUCGUCAUCGGUACAACCUCGGAAGAUUCCUUUAUGGAAAUGGCAAAUAUUACACAAAGCUUCACUGUAUCCACUGAAGUGCCAAUGGUGACCGGAGCUACUGAAAUAUAUCAAGCACUAUCUGGAGCAGUGCAACCGGAUUUGCCAUUCCCAGAUGAUGAGAUUAGACAGGUCGCAAACUGCGGUAGAAUCACAGAAAUCGGUAUCAAAAGCUUAAUGCUAGCAUUGGAAAUCGCUGUGCAACGAACUAUUGAGGAAGGCGGGAAAUUUAUCACAGCGUCGACGUUUUUCGAUAGCCUAUUAGCCUCCGGCUAUAACCUGAAACAUUGAUUACCAUUAUUAAUGUAGACUGAUCC
Molecule: messenger RNA, 2329 nt
Organism: Babesia bovis T2Bo
Lineage: Eukaryota; Apicomplexa; Aconoidasida; Piroplasmida; Babesiidae
Product: ATPase associated with various cellular activities (AAA) family protein
Exons: 9
Coding region: 51-2303 (750 amino acids)
Biological process (GO): SNARE complex disassembly; Golgi to plasma membrane protein transport; intra-Golgi vesicle-mediated transport
Cellular component (GO): Golgi stack
Molecular function (GO): ATP binding; ATP hydrolysis activity
Source: RefSeq, a predicted model, not a curated record